Messenger RNA from Harpegnathos saltator (Jerdon's jumping ant), 495 nucleotides. RefSeq lists its product as uncharacterized. The transcript is spliced from 4 exons. The record is from RefSeq and is a predicted model, not a curated record. Gene Ontology annotation, molecular function: olfactory receptor activity; odorant binding. The coding region runs from base 1 to 495 and encodes 164 amino acids. Gene Ontology annotation, cellular component: membrane. NCBI's taxonomy places the organism in Eukaryota, Metazoa, Arthropoda, Insecta, Hymenoptera, Formicidae. Gene Ontology annotation, biological process: sensory perception of smell.
AUGGUGUUGUCGAUGACGGUGCAAUAUCGACACAUGGCGACGAAACUCGCGCUGAUAUUUCGAGAAGGCGCUUCGUGGAACAAAGAAGACCCCUGCCACGGGGAAGUAUUCUUCCGGGAUGAAUGCGUGGAUGGAGAAGGAGUUGAAAAUGUUGUGUCGGCACCACAACACCGUGAUCCAGUGCUGGAGGUGGAUUUUAUGCUGGGGUUGUCCAUCACUCUGUUCUUAUUCGUCGGAGUGCUGCAAUUUUACAUUCUCUGCUCCUCCGUUCAAAAGUUAUCGGACGUAAACACAGAAAUGACGAAUAUGGCAUUCCAUGAGAACUGGUAUCAAUUUACACCGUCGAUCAAACGCGUCUUUCUGCUGAUGGCUCUGAGUAAUAAUUUGGGAUGUGAAAUUACAAUGUGCGAAAAAUUACGCCUCUCGUUGCCAUCGUUUAUGUCGGUUCUGAAUGAAGCGUACUCGGUGGCGCUUAUACUUUUAAAGAUGAAGUAA